Molecule: messenger RNA, 1891 nt
Organism: Oldenlandia corymbosa var. corymbosa
Lineage: Eukaryota; Viridiplantae; Streptophyta; Magnoliopsida; Gentianales; Rubiaceae
Source: the annotation of a GenBank genome assembly
GACCGGUUCUUUAUUGGUCCGCUUGACCGGUCCAGGUGCUCGCAUCAAUGGCAGACGCCAGCCGCCAUUAAUCAAUCCUGCAAAGGUCGAAGCCCACUGAGAAUGGAGAAUUACAUGCAUCACAACUUCUUCGAGAGGCGCCCCAUAAUCAAGUCCAGGGCUCCUGCUGUUAAAUGGGUCAAGGAAUGGGUGUCACAAGAUGUUGUUGCCACUGGAGGGAAGUGCCGCCUUCUAAGAUGGGUUAAUGGUUGGUUUCUGUUUAUAGUUUUCACUUCUCCUUUUAAUUUACAGGGUGACAAACAUUUUUUUUAAUCUGGUUGGAGUGUGGUGUUGGCUAGAUUUGAUAACGGACAUGCAUAGUUCCGAAAUGAUUAGGAAUAUUUUCUAUGGGAGGAGAAGUUUGUUCUUACAAAAGUGUUAGAAAUCUUUUAGUCUUUUGGUAGUUUUUGUGAUAAUGCAAAUGGUUUUGUAACAUAGGUAUCUUUUUGUUGUAUUAUUCCAUUAUGAAUGAUGUUAAUCAUUUCCUUAGAGUAGCUUCUGGCCUUUAGGGAACAAUUUCAUUUGUUAUGGUUUGUUUUCUGUUUAGGAGAUUCAUUUCAUUUUCUUCUGACUUUCAGAGGCCACACUGAAGGCGAUGAAAGAGAAGAAAGAAACUGAAGUACAGGAACCUGAGCCUGAGCCAACCACAGAAGUUUUGUUUCUUUGUAGCUAUGAAGGCUGUGGAAAGACUUUUAUUGAUGCUGGAGCAUUGAGGAAGCAUUCACAUAUACAUGGAGAGCGACAGUUCAUUUGCCACUAUGACGGUUGUGGAAAGAAAUUUUUGGAUAGCUCAAAACUGAAGAGACACUUUCUCAUUCAUACUGGGGAGAGAGAUUUUGUGUGCCCACAUGAAGGCUGUGGCAAGGCUUUCUCACUGGAUUUCAACCUUAGGUCGCACAUGAAAACACAUUCACAGGAGAACUACCACAUAUGCCCAUAUCCAGACUGUGGCAAGCGAUAUGCACACGAGUACAAACUAAGAAAUCAUAUCAUGUCUCAACAUGAGAAGAAUAUGAAUAUGGUGGCAGAACUUCCCAAGUAUACCACGCCUGAACAGAAGCCAGUUAAAACUCCAAAAGCUUCUACUGCUGGAGCUUACAACUCCCCAUCGUCAGACCGCCCUUAUGUCUGUCCAUAUGAGGGCUGUGAGAAGGCCUACAUCCAUGAGUACAAGCUGAAUCUUCAUUUAAGAAGAGAGCACCCUGGGCAUUUCAAGGAAGAGACUCCAAAGAAUGUCCAACCGACAGCUGGGAAUGACGUGGAUGAAGCAAGUGAUCAUGAUGCAUAUGCUGCAAAACGGGGGAAUGAAAAAAUGCAGAAGCAAAGUAGGCCAAAGCCAAACCUAAAAAUGCCUCCGCCAAAAGUUUCUCAACGGAAAAGCUCCAAUGCCAAUGCUUCUUCGGCAGCAAAUUUGAAAAAGGCUUGGUUGCAAAAAGAAGUGUUUGAAGAUGAUGAUAGUGAAGAAACAGAGGAAGAGGAGGAACGCGAGGAUAAUUGGAGGUAUCGUGCAAACGAAGAAGAUGAUGAAGAGACAGAGUAUGAGGAUUAGGUUAUUAUAUUUAUACUUAGACUAGACUAGUUGAUAGUUAAUACUCAGGUGCACUUAUGCGCCAGUUUUUCCUUUUUCCUUUUUGUUUUUUUUAAUCAAUGUUGAUGAUGCACAUACAGAGCCAAGGAAUUUUUAGCUCUUGUUGUACGUUCAUAGAAGCAUUUUUUCCCCUCUCAAUUUGUUGUAGUUUCUGGUGGGGAAUGGACUGCCUGUGCUCUUCUUUUGUCAAAUGUGUACUUAGGUAAUCUCACUCAUUCCAAAUUUUCACCUUUAGUUGAUUAUUGAUUAGCUCUUCAAUUCUUU